Clonostachys byssicola is the source of this 1737-nucleotide messenger RNA. The record is from the annotation of a GenBank genome assembly. NCBI's taxonomy places the organism in Eukaryota, Fungi, Ascomycota, Sordariomycetes, Hypocreales, Bionectriaceae.
AUGCCUAAAGACGGUAGACCGAAUUUCCUCGUCAUCGUCGCCGAUGACCUCGGUUUCAGCGACCUCCAACCUUAUGGCGGAGAGAUCCAGACUCCCAAUAUCGCCAAGCUUGCCGAGGAAGGCCUGCGCAUGACGGGCUUCCACACGGCUGCGUCCUGCUCACCCACCCGCUCCAUGCUCCUGUCUGGAACAGAUGCCCAUAUCGCUGGGUUAGGCGCUAUGGCCGAAUGGAUAAGAAAGGUGCCAGAGCUGUUUCAAGACCAUCCCGGAUACGAAGGCUAUUUGAAUCAUAGGGUGGCCGCCCUUCCAGAGAUCCUCCAAGAUAAUGGGUACUGGACCAUGAUGUCCGGGAAAUGGCAUCUAGGUCUCAAGAAGGAGUUGUCACCCUCCGCCCGAGGUUUCACAAAGGUUCUCUCAACGCUCCCAGGAGCCGGAAACCACUUCAACAACGAGCCCCAGCUAUACGAUCACGAAGACGAGAAGCCCAAGGCACUGCUCAAGGGCAAUGAGGGUUUUUGGAUGCGUGAUGACAAGUUCAUCAGCGGGCGCGACGAUUUGCCUAAAGAUUUCUACUCGUCGAACACCUUUACCGACUACUUUCUCGACUUUAUGCGCGGGAGAAACGAGGAGGAAAAGGAGAAGCCAUUUUUCGGGUACCUUGCCUUUACUGCCCCUCACUGGCCACUACAAGCGCCUCGGGAAACGGUCGAAAAGUACAAGGGAUUUUACGAUGAUGGACCAGAAGCACUCCGGGAGAGGCGACUUCGAAGCAUGAUUGAGAAGGGGAUAGUGCCGGCUGACGUCGAGCCCGCGCCCUUGCACACCGCAGGGACGAAGCCAUGGAGCAAGAUGGACGAGGAAGAACGCAAAAAGUCAUCUCGUGCUAUGGAGAUUUUUGCUGCCAUGGUUGAUCUUAUUGACGUCAAUGUGGGCAGAGUGGUAGAGUAUCUACGUGAGACCGGCGAGCUCGAUAAUACCUUCAUUGUCAUUAUGUCCGACAAUGGUGCCGAGGGCCAAUUACUGGAAGCUGUGCCUAUCCUUGCUGGACACACACUAAAAGACGUCAUCACAAAGUGGUAUGAUAACUCGCUGGAGAACCUGGGCAAUCACAAUAGCUUCGUUUGGUACGGUCCCCAAUGGGCGGGUGCAGCAACUGCACCGAGCCGAGGAGUUAAGACAUUCACGACGGAGGGCGGAAUUCACUGUCCCUGCAUUGUGAGAUAUCCCCCUCUCUUACAGAAGCAGGGUGUGAUUGCGCCAAACUUCACCACCGUCAUGGACGUACUCCCAACCUUCCUCGAGCUUGCUGGCAUCCAGCACCCAGCGCCAACGUUCCGUGGGAGGCAGGUAGCGCCCGUCCGCGGUAGGUCUUGGGUCCCGUUCCUCAAGAGCCCCGAUGAUGAGAAGCUCCAGAUAUACAACUCUACGAACGAUAUCGUGGGCUGGGAGCAAAUUGGAGUUGCGGCUGUGCGAUUGGGAGAUUGGAAGGCUGUUUUCAUGCCUCCGCCGCGUGGAAGCGGUAAGUGGGAGUUGUACGAUUUAUCAAAGGAUCUCGGUGAGGUCCACGACCUUGGUGAGUCUCAGCCUGAGAAACUGGCAGAGAUGAUUGCCCACUAUGAGACGUAUUUCCAAGAGACAGGCAUGUUCGACUCACACGCGGUAUACCAAUCGGCUUUGAAAAAGACUGGGUUCCCAGUAGAUGCUCAUAUGAAAUCAUAUGAGCAAUCCUCGGCAUAA